Lemur catta (Ring-tailed lemur) is the source of this 4123-nucleotide messenger RNA. RefSeq names its product PDLIM1 interacting kinase 1 like (gene PDIK1L). The coding region runs from base 157 to 1182 and encodes 341 amino acids. Gene Ontology annotation, biological process: protein phosphorylation. Gene Ontology annotation, molecular function: ATP binding; protein kinase activity. The record is from RefSeq and is a predicted model, not a curated record. The transcript is spliced from 3 exons. NCBI's taxonomy places the organism in Eukaryota, Metazoa, Chordata, Mammalia, Primates, Lemuridae.
GUAAGGGGGUGUGUCCGCGCGCACCACGGGGGCGCGCGCCGGCCUCUGACUGGAGGCCGCGGCGGCGGAGGCGCGAGCUGCCCGAUAAUGGCGGCCUGCAGAGUCCGUGAGAGGGAGAAGAAGCGGCGGCUACCCUGAGAAACCUCGACCUUGAAGAUGGUGAGUAGCCAGCCAAAGUACGAUCUAAUACGGGAGGUAGGCCGAGGUAGUUACGGUGUUGUGUAUGAAGCAGUCAUCAGAAAGACCUCUGCACGGGUGGCAGUGAAGAAAAUUCGAUGCCACGCACCUGAAAAUGUUGAACUAGCCCUUCGUGAGUUCUGGGCACUAAGCAGUAUCAAGAGCCAACAUCCAAAUGUGAUUCACUUGGAGGAAUGCAUCCUACAAAAAGAUGGGAUGGUGCAAAAGAUGUCCCACGGCUCUAAUUCUUCCCUUUAUUUACAGCUUGUAGAGACUUCAUUAAAAGGAGAAAUUGCCUUUGAUCCCAGAAGCGCCUAUUAUUUGUGGUUUGUGAUGGAUUUUUGUGACGGAGGAGAUAUGAAUGAGUAUCUGUUGUCCAGAAAACCCAAUCGUAAAACUAACACCAGCUUUAUGCUUCAGCUGAGUAGUGCCCUGGCCUUCUUGCAUAAAAACCAGAUCAUCCACCGAGAUCUUAAGCCUGAUAACAUCCUGAUUUCUCAAAGCAGGUUGGAUACCAGUGACUUGGAACCCACACUGAAAGUGGCUGAUUUUGGUCUAAGUAAAGUCUGUUCAGCCUCUGGACAGAACCCAGAAGAACCUGUCAGUGUAAACAAGUGUUUUCUUUCCACGGCAUGUGGAACAGAUUUCUACAUGGCUCCUGAAGUGUGGGAAGGACAUUACACAGCAAAAGCUGAUAUCUUUGCUCUUGGGAUUAUCAUCUGGGCAAUGCUGGAAAGAAUCACAUUCAUAGACACAGAAACAAAGAAGGAACUACUGGGGAGUUAUGUAAAACAAGGAACUGAGAUUGUGCCUGUUGGGGAAGCACUUCUGGAAAAUCCCAAAAUGGAACUUCUCAUUCCCGUGAAGAAAAAGUCUAUGAAUGGGCGAAUGAAACAACUGAUUAAGGAAAUGCUGGCUGCAAACCCUCAGGAUCGACCAGAUGCUUUUGAACUAGAACUCAGAUUAGUACAAAUUGCAUUUAAAGAUAGCAGCUGGGAAACGUGACACAUAUUAUUUGCAAAUAUCUUGGAUGAUAUGCUGCUUCUGUUUUCACAGUGAUGCAACAUUAUGUGGCUGAAAAAGAAUAUAAAAAGCUAAACUCCACCUUCUAAGGGUUUAGAUUUUGUGGGGUGUUUGUUUUUUUUUUUUUUUUCAUUUUUCUUAAAUCCAAGCUGGCCAUUUUAUUAGUAUGUUUUAAAUGUAUAUUACCAAUGUGGGUGUAAAUUUUCUUUAAAUGAUUAUUGGUAGAAGUUUGGCAGGAAAAUUCUCUAAGAGCCAAGAAAAGAAGAGAGUCCAGUUUUCUGGAAAUAUGUCUCUAAGUAUUUUAGACAUUCCUCAUCAGUAUUAGGAAUUUCCACGGAAGAAGAGGUUUGCAUGCUGGUAAUGCAACCUUUGAAACUUUGUAAAGGAAACAUAUAUGUAUAUAUUUAUGUAUAUGUAAGUAUGUGAAUGUGUGCAUUUUGCAUUCCAUAUGAAGAAAAUGCCACUUCUGUUUAAAUUAUUUGAUGUAGGUUUGGGUUUUUGAGAUUUGCUGGUGAAAGCAGUGAUGAAAAAUAAAGGAACCUUCCCUCAUCUUCCUACCCUGUCCCUCCCGCUAAUGAAAUCAUAUUAAGUUUUUUUCUAUUUUUGUAAUAUUAUACAGCUUUUUUAAAAGGCAUCAUUUUGGAGGGUCUAAAAUUAUCUGAUUAAACAUAAAUGAAAUUAAGUGAUCCAAAGCUGCUUAAGUAUGUUUGCGCUCUCCAGUGCCCUCCCUGUAGCUGCAAGAGUUGAAUUAGUCACACAAUCAUAUGGUAGCAGGUUGACAAGGACAUUGGUGAUUCAGUCAGACCUUGUUUAGGUAACCGAGCAUUUAUUUAACCAAUUAAACCACUGCAUUGGGACAUGUCUGCACUCGAACUUUAUAAUUUGAUAUAAAUCUGAACACAGGAUUCUUCUGUUUCUGAAAACGUUGCUAUAUAUGAACUAUAAUACUUGAUAUAUUAAUUUUUGGUUUCAAGACUUUGUCUAAGCCUCAGCAUAAAGUUGAAACCAAGUGAGCUCUACCCUCGCAUUGCCUGCCCUGAUGUGGUCUCUUGUUGAAUCACUGGAGUUCCUUUCAUUUUGGCACUGAUGCUGUUUUCUCUUGUCUAAUUUGAGAAAGUAAUGGUAGUGAUAUGGUUGUCUUAAAUGCUGACACCUUUUUCUAAAGUGGGACGUGAUACCUACACAGUGUGGCAAAUGGGCAAAAUACUGUGGCAACAACUACUUUUCAAGUUAGAAGAGUUAUUGAUUUUAUACAAUCACUUUGUUUGGUCUCUGUCAAAAACCAAUAGACCAUUAUUGCUCUGGAAGUUAGUUUAAGUUUAUAUGGUUGUCUCCAAUUUGUUUUCCUGUAAAAGCAGAUAGUUUAAGGAAAGAAUGCUUUCCUAAAACAAAACAUUAGCCUUUAAGGUUAAAUAGACUUUAUGGUGUAUCUAGGUUAAUCUUUAUAAAGCACUAGAAUCUUUGGUCAAAAGUCAAACAAAAUAGUAUUAACAUAUGGAAAUUAUUGAUAGUUUGCAUAAUCUCAGCUUUUUUGAACUUCCACAACUUUUGGAAUAUUGCUAUCAUAAUUUUUCCCCAUUUAAAAUGUGUUCAGAGGACAAUAGAAAAAAUUAUAGUAUGUAAAAUUUCUGGACUAUAUGAUCUGGAAGUUUAGAAUUUGGACUGAAAGGUUUUAUUGAAAUAAAGCCUCUUAAAAUGAAAAAUCUUAUACCUUUACUAUCACUUUAAAACUAAUAUAAGAAUUCUUUUAGAAAUGAGAGGUGGAAAUACACUUGAACCUCAUAAUAAUUGACCCUCUGGAUCACCAAAUUAGUUUAACACAGAUCUGUCUAAAGGAAUUGUGUUACUGUGGGAAAGAAAAAGCGUCAUUAUAAUGUCAAUAAUGGGGCACUUCAGCAGAUAUUCAUAGGUAACAGUAUGCCCGCUCUUCAAAUAUCUAUGUGCUUGGAGCCAUGGUUUCCUAAGUACAUGGUUUUUAGUCCUGCAUCAUUUAACAUAGUUUAUUUAUUUUGAAAAAUUUUAUAAUACCUGUGAAGUAAAAUUCUUUCUUUCAUUGGGGGUAAGGGUAUGAGGUGAUCAGGAAAUUUCCUGAAUUUUCUCAAGUCCUUGUAGUCUAAAAUAGCCUAUGAUAUCAAGCAAAAUGAUAGUAAAUUCUUCAUUUUUCUUUCAGUCAGAGGUAUUUAUUAAGUACCUACUGUGUGCUCAGCACUACAGGUCAUUUGAUAAAAUGACAAUUAAAAAAUGGCAUUUAGCCGCAGGCCUUUUCCAGCCAGGAGUAAGAAAUAAAAGAUGAUUAGCAAAAUUUGGAAAUUCCUGGGUAUUUGGUAGAGGAGGAAUGGAAGCAAGACUGUGCACAGUGCCUUGCUCAUAAUAGGUACUCAAUAAACAAUUAUUCCUCAUAGUCUCUUGCUAUGGUUUAUAGUGUUUUAUGAAAUUUGUCUUAAUUGAAGAAAAAGACCAAAUAUUUCAAAUAAGCUUAUAGGCAGCUGUGGCCAGUUAAUAUAUGGGUUGUACAGUUAGUUCCUAGAAAGUUAUUUUGCACUAGUUGUCACUUAGAAUGACGGGGUUCCUGUAGAUUUUUGGUGCUAAGGGAUACUUUGUCAAGAUGAUGAAGUAAGUGUUAAGUGUCCGAUAAAUAGCACACAGAAUAGUUCUUUCUGCUGGUCUGUUUUUUCUCUUUGUUGUUGUUGUUUUAAAUUGUAAAUCGUUAUCAAUCAAACUAUUGUAGCAGCUACAAAAUAACUCACCAGCAUGACAAAAUGGUCAAAAAAUAAGUCAUCAGCACUUCAAAAAUGAAAGCAACUUUUGAAAUUUUCUUUUAAAAUUGUCAAAUAUAUUUUAUGAAGAAUUUAUAAAAGGGGAAAAUGAUUGUAAUUUAUUGUUCAUGACAGUUUUUUUUUUAAUAAAGUGAGUUUCAACAAAA